UUACUGACAUCUGCUAGUAGCAGAGCCAGUAGUAUACAUCUCAGCUUUCUCGUCAUCGUAUUUCUCCCACCGAAACUCUUCAUAGAGAGCUGGUGAUAUCCAUAUUUAUUUUCUGACUCACGAAGACCUCUUUAAAAAAGAGCCAGUGAUUAGUGGCCCUUUGUAUGACCCACUGACUCACUGAGACUACUCUUUUAAGAGAGCUAGUGGUAUCCGUAUUCCCUCUUAUCCUUCUAUCCGCUUAUUGUCGCCAGUAAAUUCACCAUGAGUUUCAUUGGCAACAACGGCUUCGGCCAACAGCGCGGUGUUCCGGCUUGCGGAUUUCAGCAUGCACAGUUUAACCACAAUAGUACUGUCAUGGGAUCGAAUGGACACGGGCCCGCUAACAACAAGGGUGGUUGUAGGAAGGGCAACGGCCGAUGUGGCAAGCAGCGCCCUGCUGCUCGUAACAACAACAGCAACCAGGGGCAUAAAGGCCGUCGGGCCCAGAGAAUCCAGAGCUGGAAACAAGGCCAGAACCAACGGGCUGAGAACUGUACCGGCAACCAGCUCCAUACUUACGAUCAACCCCAGCCCAAGAACCAGAACCAGAAUCCGAAUGGGUUGAGACGGACUGCCACUGCCCCCGCUCGCAGCAACCGCAGGAAUAGCCGGAGGUUCAAUCCGAUCCCCGUCAAUAACCAGGGCUUUCUCACUGGCCCCCGUGGCAGACGUGCCAAGACCAGUCCCUGGGAUGGGGAUAAUGUUAUGCGUCAUGCACUGCGCAUCAAGAGGCCUGGAAGCCGCUCCAUUGAAGACGUUUUUAUGAUUGAUACUCCCCCAGUCGUCAAGCAGCAGCCAAUCUGGCAAGAAGAUGCAGACGUGGCAAUGCAAGAUGCACCACCACUCCUUGAGGAACAACCAGUCUAUCAGUACCAGUUUGACUUGGAAAGACACUUCCAACUUGCCUUUGAGCAACUUGCUCUGGAAAGACAACAAGGAAGGGAGCUCCUCGCCCAAGGGGUCUUGGAAAUGCAGAGACUUGCUGCAUCCAUGCUUUGUCACGAGACAACAACCGUGCUGAAAUGAGCACUCCAGACGACAUCAUGACAGCUCAUAUGGCGGGUCUCUCUCUGGCGUAAACGACCAAGGGUAGGCUGGACCCGGUCAAUAUAAAACAAUGGCAAGGAAAAACUGGUAACAACAGCCGAUAUGGCAACCGGUUUUGACAACGGCGGCAAACAAAACAAUG
This is a messenger RNA of Aspergillus ruber CBS 135680, 1231 nucleotides long. RefSeq lists its product as uncharacterized. The transcript has 4 exons. The coding region runs from base 265 to 1068 and encodes 267 amino acids. The record is from RefSeq and is a predicted model, not a curated record. NCBI's taxonomy places the organism in Eukaryota, Fungi, Ascomycota, Eurotiomycetes, Eurotiales, Aspergillaceae.